Molecule: messenger RNA, 2669 nt
Organism: Amphiprion ocellaris (clown anemonefish)
Lineage: Eukaryota; Metazoa; Chordata; Actinopteri; Pomacentridae
Product: free fatty acid receptor 2-like
Exons: 2
Coding region: 515-1525 (336 amino acids)
Biological process (GO): G protein-coupled receptor signaling pathway; cellular response to fatty acid
Cellular component (GO): plasma membrane
Molecular function (GO): G protein-coupled receptor activity
Source: RefSeq, a predicted model, not a curated record
UAUUUUCUGGUAGUUUCUUUUCAGAAAUAUUGAAAUGGGAAGCUUGUGGAUGUGGAGUGAAAAUUGGUGACCUCACAAACCGCCGCCGCAGACAAGGAGGAAGUCUUCAAGUUGCUUAAAUUGGUGCAUUUCUUUAGUUUCAUAACAUUCCUCUAGUAUGCAGUAAAAAAAAAAACAAAAAACAAAAAAAAACUUCCCCCUGCUGUGUCACCGGACUAUAAGAGCUGAGUUUCUAUCACUCACUUUGAUGCGACUCAUAGUGCAAAGGGCAGAGCUCAAAGCCCUCGAGGAACUGAUGAGCGCCGGUUUAUUGGUGAGGACAGGAAAACCACGCUGUCUCGCCGGGUUUGUUCCAGGUCACUGACCCAAAAAGACGCCUUCGCCUCCCGUGGUUCGGACUGCCUGACUGAUCAAACCUCCCUGUGCUGCAGUCCAUUCAUCCCUCCAGAGUCAAGGACAUAAUGUGACACAUCUCAGCCUUUGACUGACUUGAGUGACUUACACUGAGGCCACCAUGCAGGAGUGUCACACCGGACUGUGUCUCUCUGUUUACAUCAUUACCUUUGUGUUGGGCUUCCCGGCCAACAUCCUCGCCUUCUACACCUUCUGCAAGAAAGUGAGGCAGAAACCCACACCGAUUGACAUCCUGCUCCUCAACCUGACCAUCUCUGACCUCCUCUUUCUCCUGUUCCUGCCCUUCAAGAUGCAAGAGGUGCUGAACGGCAUGGUCUGGGAUAUGCCCUACCCUCUCUGUCCGCUCUCUGGCUUCAUCUUUUACAUAACCAUCUACAACAGCACCUUCUCUCUCACCGCUGUCAGCGUAGAGCGUUAUUUGGGCGUGGCUUUCCCCAUUCAGCACUCACUGAAGCGGCGACCUUUAUAUGCUGUUGCUGCCAACAUCUUCUUCUGGAUUUUCACCUUCCUCCACCUCAGCAUUGUGUAUAUCAUACCCUUAAUUGGAGAAGACUCCCCCACAGUUCACAAUGUGUCAGUUAUUGCUGCCACUGAUGUCAGCAAGACAGAAGUAUGUUAUGAGAAUUUCAGUGAUGCUCAGCUGCGGGUCCUCCUGCCUGUGCGUCUGGAGCUCUGUGUGGUGCUUUUCUUUAUCCCUUUAAUAAUUUGCAGUUUCUGCUACAUCAACUUUAUCAGGAUUCUGUCCAAGCUGCAACACAUUGACCGACGCCGACGCCUCCGGGCCAUUGGCAUGGCUUUAGGAACACUGCUGGUAUUCGCUUUAUGUUUUGGCCCCUAUAAUGUCUCUCACAUUGUGGGUUUUAUCACAUGGAGAAGUCCAGACUGGAGAGACAAGGCCCUGCUGUGCAGCACCUUUAACGCAUGUCUAGAUCCUCUUAUUUUCUACUUCUCGUCCUCUGCUGUGAGAGGGACAGUAGGUAGCGUGAUGAAAGGGGUUAAAAGCCGUCUCAACAGGUGCAUGUCCUGUCACAUGCUCCAGGCCUUGAGGAGAGGAAUUAACAAGACUGCAAAAGAUAAGGAACACACACAAGAGGAGAUCAAUACUAUCUGAGCUGACUGAAAAGGAGCUGUGAAAAGCUCCCUCUACUAAUUUGUUAUUUCUUCAUCGCUGCAAGCAGGAAAUUAAUGCCAUGUUUGUGUUUUUACACGUGAAAAGAUGACUUGGCUGUAUACAGCGCAGACAGAUUUUGUUUAACCGUCUGAUGAACCUUCUGUUUGGGAAUGAGACAAGGCGGGUAACCUUCUGUCAGCCUGAGCUGAUUGUUUUUAUGUAGUAUAAUGUGUAAAGCCACAGAGGCAGCCUAAUUUGAACUGUCAGAUUUAAAAAAAAAUUAAAAUCUUACAUAAAGUAACAAGAUUUCAUAAGCGCUCCAUUGAUGAACUCAGAUGCUGCAGAAUAUCGUGGUAGAGGUGGAAACAAAAUAAAUAUCUAAGCAACAGCUUUGGACGUCAUCUCUACAUAAUGAGAGGUGACGCUUUUCGGGCAGCUUUAAUCGUGGACAUGUUACGUUGUCUGUUUGCAACAACAUCUUCAUUAUGUACCAAGUGUUGGUGGUGAAAGAAGAGAAUGGACGUGUAAGAUCUGACAGCAGAUAUGUGAACAGGGCUUUGUACAAAGAACCUCAAAAAUGCAGUCAUGCACUUUUUAUCUGACAAUAUGUUUGUAUAUUUUGCCAUUUUUCUUGCAUAAUAAUGGCCAUUUUCAUGCAAUCUUUGUCUGUGUGUAUGGACUUAUGUAAAAUAUAUGUGACGUCUGCAUGCGGAUUUUGUAAUAUAAAAUAAAAAAUAUAUUUUCAUACGCAAAUCAUAGAAACAGAAAUUUUACAUAAUUUAUGACUUGACUCUUAGAUAAUUUCAUGAAAACAUCACUCUGGUGCUUGUGUUUGUGUGUGUCCAUUCAUGUGUGUGUACAUAAUGGAAGAGACCAAAAGUGACACACACAAACACUAUUUUCAUAAGCAAAACAUAAAAUUAUAAAUGCACACAUAUUAACUACGGCACAGCCAGCUGUCAUGUAAAACGUGACUUUGUUUAUGUGAGUGUGUGUUUGUACAUGAAAGAGGAGAGAUAAGGACUAAUUUGUUUUUGAAAGAGAGAAUGAGAAGAUUGCAUAUAAAUUUCACAUGAAUUAAGCCAUGUUGUAUGAAAUAUAUUGCUUUUUUUUUUUACUUUAUUAUGACAUAAAAUAAAAUAAG